This is a messenger RNA of Thamnophis elegans (Western terrestrial garter snake), 3433 nucleotides long. It is a transcript of the gene ELOVL5, whose product is annotated as ELOVL fatty acid elongase 5. The transcript is spliced from 7 exons. Gene Ontology annotation, molecular function: fatty acid elongase activity. NCBI's taxonomy places the organism in Eukaryota, Metazoa, Chordata, Lepidosauria, Squamata, Natricidae. Gene Ontology annotation, cellular component: endoplasmic reticulum; endoplasmic reticulum membrane. The record is from RefSeq and is a predicted model, not a curated record. The coding region runs from base 11 to 898 and encodes 295 amino acids. Gene Ontology annotation, biological process: sphingolipid biosynthetic process; fatty acid elongation, saturated fatty acid; very long-chain fatty acid biosynthetic process.
AGGUGUUACAAUGGAGUCCCUGGAUGCAACAUUCAAUAGUUACCUGGAUGUUUGGCUUGGGCCAAGAGAUCCCAGAGUAAAAGGAUGGUUUCUCUUGACGAACUACAGACCUACCUUUAUCUUCUCCGUCUUCUAUUUAUUAACUGUAUGGCUAGGACCAAAGUAUAUGCGGAACCGACAGCCGUUUUCAAACAGGGGAGUUCUAGUGGUCUACAAUAUCGGGCUCACUCUCCUGUCCUCGUAUAUGUUUUAUGAGCUGGUGACGGGAGUAUGGGAAGGAGGAUACAAUUUCUUCUGUCAGGAUACGCACAGUGGAGGUGAAGCCGAUAUGAAGAUUAUACGGGUCCUCUGGUGGUAUUACUUCUCAAAGUUCAUUGAAUUUAUGGAUACUUUCUUCUUUAUAUUACGGAAAAAUAACCACCAAAUCACCGUUCUUCAUGUGUUCCACCAUACAACGAUGUUGAAUAUUUGGUGGUUUGUUAUGAACUGGGUGCCUUGUGGCCACUCAUAUUUUGGUGCCACUCUCAACAGCUUUAUUCAUAUCCUCAUGUAUUCCUACUAUGGGCUAUCUGCUAUCCCAUCUAUGCGUCCAUAUCUCUGGUGGAAGAAAUACAUCACUCAAGGGCAGUUGAUUCAAUUUGUCCUGACAAUCAUCCAGACAAGCUGUGGGGUCGUUUGGCCCUGUCGGUUCCCUAUGGGAUGGUUAUACUUCCAAAUCGGUUACAUGCUGAUCUUGAUUAUCCUUUUCACAAAUUUCUAUGUCCAGACUUACAACAAAAAAGCAGCAUCCAGAAGGAAAGAAUAUCAGAAUGGGUCUGCAGCUGCUAUGAAUGGGCACACAAAUAGCUUUUCUUCUUUUGGAAACAAUGUGAAGCAAAUAAAACAAAGGAAGGAUUGAAGACCAAGCUGAGAAAAAAAAAACUAUUCUGAUACCCCAGGCAACAAACAACAACAACAAAAUCUGAUUGUAAGCACAAUACGUGUUGUGCACUGAUAAUUCUUGACAGCUACUGUAACUAUUCCUGCCUAGAAUAGUGUUGAUUUAUGUAGGAUUUAACCAGUGCAAAACAUCCUAGAAACUAUCCAUAAGCUAAAGUUGAUUACGUUGAUAAUCCUGAAUGAUCAUAGACUGAAGCAUAAAAUGCGGAAGGAAGUAUUAUUGUAGUAUGACAGUCACUGCUGUUGCCUUACUUAGUUGAUAUAAUAGGUGCUGAAUUAGGAUUCACAAUUCCAAAACGGUAAUUCAGACUCAUAUUUUUAACUGUAGAUACUGCAUGUUACUGUAAUUUGUAUGACAAAAAUUCAGUUCCCUUUUUUUUCCCCCCCAAUAGUUUAAAACACACAUGCCUUAAAUCAAAAAUAAAAGCAGGGCCUAAAAUCUUAAUUUACCAGUUUGAAAAUGUAUGGGACUGUUUCAUUCUAAGAGGGCAGCUUCUCAAAUGGCAUUUUUAUUGCCCUGGUACGGAUACCAAAUCUUGGAGAAACACAGGGUCGUCGAUGAAAAAUUCACGUACAUGGGAUACAUGUGGGUCUCCCCCACGUGUUCAAGCGGACAGCCUCAUUUCCUGUGGAGGGAUUAUAUAUUUCCAAAUCGGUGAUAGGAUCCCCUUAAUUGACCCUUUUCACAAAUGACUAUCUUCAGGUCUAGAAUAUCAAAAUGUCUAUUUACUAUACAAGUGGUACCCCCAGAAAGGUAGGGUUAAACCCUUCACACAUGCAGUAUGCUGCACGUCUCCUUCAGCCCAGGUGCAACAUUUAAUUCCUUUCACAAAUUUUUAAAAAAAUGCAGUGGGCUGUCUUAUAAUGUGCGAUAGCGGGCACACUCAAAGGCACUCACGCUUUCUGUUUGAAAUGACACCAGUGCUUUAAAAAAGAUAUAUAUAUAGCCCUUUAAUUUUGUCAGGACUUGUUCUUUGCAGCAGUUUACCUUUUAAAAGUAAUUGCCCCCCCCCCCUUCCAUUAACUUUUAAUAAGUCAUGGAAAUUGCGUCUUUGCUUUUGCAGUGUCUAGAAUGGGAUGCUGACUCUAAACAUUUCAAGAUGCUUGGAGGGGGGGCUAGCCUACUAUCAUUCACCCACCAAAACGUUUCCAGUGUUGCAUCCCGAAAAUGCUUGCUGUUUCCUUUCCAAACAUCUGGCGACAUCUGAGAUGAAGCCAGCUUCCCUCUUCCCCUUGAAGAAGGCGCAGCUCCUCCUUCUUUUCCCGUGUCUUUCCCCUCCCUCGAAAAACCCUAGAAUGAGUCUUCAGGUGGGGCCAAAGAAAAGGGAUCGUGAUUAAAUUGCGAAGCAGAUCUCUGAAAAUGACAGGUGUUGAGCAGCAUAUUCUCAUGACUGACAGCAUUGUUUCAGCCACACUUGAAAGCUAUUUCUGGGCAAAUCUAGCAUUUGCCUUGGUUUUCCUAGAUUUUUUUGGCCAAUUGUUGUAAUUGCAAUUUUAAGAAAACUUUAGGAUGAACCCUGGCUUUCUCCCUCCCUUCCUCUGCAGUAUUGAAGCCGGAGUUUACUUGAGAAUGAGUAGUGUAGAGAAGGGAAGGCUGCAUCUGUUAAGGGAAACUUUUCUGCAAAAUAGGGGAUCUGCCCCAACACAAAUAGGAAUCCUUCCAUUCAUGCAAGCAACUCCUGGAUCCAACUCAUUGACUUUAGAAAAUGUGCCUCUAGUCAAAUGUUCUCCAGUUUUUGCCUUUUCAGAGUGUUGCGUUAGCUCAUGUCAGGUUAUAGUUAUAUGACAAAUUCUUGGAACAAAAUGAGGUUUGUUUCCUUUUGUCCAUUCCUUCUCCGGUUGCUUGUGUCAUUGGACAUAUAUUUGGGACAUGCUUGUUGAAAUCUCCAUUGUAACUUGUUCCCUCCCACACACAAACCACCCAGAGAUCUAGAACAGUGUUGGUUGUUAAGCAGGUUAUCUGUAAAGAAAUAUACCGUGUAGAAAUGGUGGCGUUUUAAUCUGUUAACAUGCUAAUCUGUACUUUGCAUCAAGCCAUUCCCUCUCUCCUCGUCUCAAGUUUAUAUAUUAAAGAGUUUUAUGAUUUUAUAUUUAUACAGAUAUGAGUUUACCAUGUUCUCGCUCAGCUAAUGUUUAAGACUAAUUAUUUCUCUUUAUUAGCUUUGCAGAUUUGAUUUGUUUCUUCGGUCAAUCCCUCCCUCCCUGUUUCUGAAUGAGACAGCACUGGUUUACUUUGUGUGUGUGUGUGUGUGUGCCCCUAAGUGUGUAUGUGUGUGCGUGUUUAAUGUUCUCAAAACUUAUAUGUACAUGUCUUGGUUUCUAAGUAUUGAUUCGCAAAGUUUUCACAUAUUUCCUACAGCAGCUUUACCAUCCAAACAAGUUACGCUGCCUAAAUAUGUGUGUGCUAAAAAUUAAAAAAAAAAAACUUAGCUUGUCAGAAAUACCUGCAUUGUUAUGUUUUGUGUUUAAUCAUUAAAUCAUUCUUGAUACUUGU